This is a messenger RNA of Quercus lobata, 3481 nucleotides long. Its product is annotated as disease resistance protein (TIR class). The record is from RefSeq and is a predicted model, not a curated record. The transcript is spliced from 10 exons. The coding region runs from base 214 to 3153 and encodes 979 amino acids. Lineage: Eukaryota; Viridiplantae; Streptophyta; Magnoliopsida; Fagales; Fagaceae.
CCGCUGGCUGGCUUUCUGUCUCUCUCUCUCUCUUACUCAUAAAUCAUAAUACAGAUACAGAUACAGUUCAUCACACGUUCAAAAAAAUCAUAUUUCACUCAUAGAUAGAUGUUCAGUUCAACUACGUACAUUUUACAUUUCCAACAACCUUUUUUUUAGACACAUUCUGAUAUUGAGACUAUACACCUCUGUUCUCUCUCUCUCUUUGCUACUAUGGACUCAAAAGCUCGUCUUGAUUAUGCUCUCUUCCAACUCACUCCAACUAGAACCAGAUGUGAUCUGGUGGUAUUUUCUGGUGGCAUUUCUGAGAAACUAGCUUCUGGGUUAUUUGAACCUUUCAUUUCUCACCUCAAAUCUGCAAAAGAUGAGAUUUUCAAAGGUGGGUAUUCAAUUAAGCUUCGUCCGCCCAACCAUGGUGCACCCUGGUUCACCAAAGCUACUUUUCAGAGAUUUGUGCGCUUUGUUAGCACGCCAGCAGUUCUUGAGAGGUUUGUCAGCAUAGAAAAAGAGAUCUUGCAGAUUGAGAGUUCAGUUCAAGUUAAUGAAUCCAACAUCAUCCAUGCAUCUAGGCAAUCAGUGGAAGGAAGUUCCAUAAAUCAUGUGAUCUUGCCCAUGUCAACUCAGCUUAACUUCAUAAACACUUCAUUUCAAUUAAAAUCGAUAGUUUUUCCUCCAAAAUGGGAUAAAAUAACAAAAGACUCCUCUAAGAGUGUUUUAGGAAGUUUUUCAGCUGCUAAUGGUAGCACAAAGAAGUCAGCUGAUUCAUCUAAGAUAAAAUGUGAACUAGGAGGCAUGGAUGAUGGUGCAAAAGAAGAAAACUCCAAGGUUCACCUCCAACGUCUUUUGGAUACCCGGAAAAAGUUGCUCCGGAAAGAACAGGCAAUGGCUUAUGCACGUGGUAUUGUUGCUGGAUUUGAAAUGGACAAUGUAGAUGACCUCAUUUCCUUUGCAGAUGUCUUUGGAGCUUUGCGUUUAAGGGAAGCAUGCGUUAAUUUCAAAGAAUUAUGCAAGAAAAAGCAUGCAGAUGGUCUUUGGAUGGAGGAAUUAGCAGCCGUGAAGGCAUGCUCCCCAUCAGAACUUUCAUUUAUGGGAACAUCCGCAAUUGUACUUACAAAUGAAAUAAGUACCCAUUAUCAGAGAACCACCUCAGAUUCAUCUAAAGAUGAUGCCUCUACCUGUAAUCUUUUGGCAAAUGGGUCUAUGGAUACACCAAAAUCUCACUUGUCUACAAGUCAUGCAUGUUUAGACAGCAAAAGAGAUAAUAAUGCGUCAGAUCAGACACCAUCAACUACGGCAAAAGUUCAAUUGCCUAUGCCAUGGCAAAACCAGAUUCCUCAGUAUAUGUACAACUUUCAAAUCCCUAUCCAACAAAUACCUCCGUAUCAAAGACAUCCUUUCCCUCUUAUGCAGUCUGUUCCUCCUUACUAUCCAAAGAAUAUGCAAUGGCCUCCUAAUAUGGAUAAAUCUAGUAAUGGUCUAGUUCGACAACCCAAUUACAGGAAUAAUAAGACAACUUCAGCAGGGAGGAAGCCCAAUAAAAACGAACCUGAAUAUUCAGAAGACAGAGGUACAGAAUCCAGUGACUCUGAUUCUGGGAGUUAUUCACAUUUAUACUUACAGCAAGACAGACAACAUUCUUCAAGGGAGCAUCCAAAAAUAAAAAUGCAUAGGAAGAAAUCCUCCAGAACAGUUGUCAUUCCUAAUAUCAACUAUAUCAGUCCUAAGGGGAGAGAUGGGAAGAAGGGCAGUGUCUCUGAUGAAUCUACUCCAGAUGAGGAGUUAAUUAAUGGAGAGAAUGGAGUUAGAUCACUAGAGAAGUUUCAUGAGCCUAACUCAUGUGAUUACAAGAAAAUAGGUUUAGAUAAGGGUGGCUACAAUUUGAACCAGACAAAUAAUUCUACCAACAAAGAUAAUGAGCUGAACAUUAGAGAAGUAGGGAAGCUUCAGCCCAUAAAUGUUCAGGAUGAACAUUUUAGACUCAGAAGCUCUGAAGGUGAAACUUCAUUCACAGCCAGACCUGCUGAGGGAAUGGAGUUUGAGAAAGCUCCAAAGAAACUGAUGGCUGCAGCCGAUUCCUUUGUUGUAACUGAGAGGAUGGGUGGAAAUGAUGCUAGAGCCGAGUUGGAAGACUUUGAAAAUGGAGAGAAUUCCCAUCCUUUUAUGAAUAGGAGGGAUUGUGCAAAUGAGGAACUACUGUUUUCACAGAGAAUUGAAGAACCAAGAACUUAUUUUGGGAAUACUUUAUCUACUUGUUCCGCUGAAUCGGCUAUAAUUAAAAUUGGGAGAAUGGAAGAUUUGUUCACUGUCAAUCACUCUGGAAUGUCAGAAAACCAUGAUUUAAGCAUCAAGAAAACAUUCCUUGAUGGUGUUAGCAUUUUAUCAUUGGAGGGUGAUUUCUCUCACACUAAGAAAAGUAUAAUAGGGAAACCUAUUGAUGAUUCAUUCAUGAUACAGACUCGACCAGCAGUUGAUCAUUAUGAUUCUCAGUGGAAAACAGACAUAAGCAUGGAGACUGAUAUAACUUUGUCUGCCUUCUCGGAAAAUGGCAUUUCAGAUAUUUCACAUGUUAAGCAUGAAAUGUCUAAUACCAAUGAGCCAGAUGAUCUUUGUGUAGUGCUUGAACGAGAUUCUAGAUUGGAGUCUGCUGAGGGUUCUUGGACUAUGGACUAUGGAAUAAACAUCUCAUUUACAGAAGCUAAUAGAAGAGGUUCUGUUGUUGAAGCAAGUGAUCAUUUGGAUAAGGCCCUUCAUCCAAAUUGUAAAAGCUCCAAUUCCAAUAGCAAGGAAACAACUGAAAGUAAAAAUCCUGGUAAAGAAGCAAGGUCAAAAGCUUUGUUUGGAUCUCUUGGGAUGAGUAAAUCUGAGAUCGUGCCCAAGAGCAAGAAACCAUUUUCUGUGAGCAGGCUGAUUGUUCAAAAGAGCAAAUUGGAGAAGGAAGAAGAAAUUCGGAAGAAGAUGGAAGAACAGUUGAUUCAACGCCAAAAAAGAAUUGCUGAAAGAACUGCAGCCAGUGGUUUUUCUCCCUCAACAUCCAAGAAAGCUCCAUCCAAAAGUAAAGGAGUAAAAGGUUCCUUCAAGAGCGACAAGAACAACAUUCAUUCCACAACUCAUGAGACAAACAGAAUAGGUCCCAUCAAAAUCAGGGCAAGUUAACAAAUGCAAGCUUGGACAUGAAUUUUGUUGUGGAGACGUAGAAACCCCUCUUAAAUAUGAUAAAGCCUUACUUGGUGCCUCUUUGAAAUUUGAACCAAUGGUAUAUAUUGUUGGACUACACCAUCAAUGUGAUGGAAAAGAACCAAUGAUGAUACUAUUCUUAGUCUUAGUUCAUGAUGUUUGUAUAUUACAUACUAUUCUUUCCACUUAUUGUUGAUUCAACUGCUGCAGCCGAAUUUGGCUUGUACCUACUGGAUUCUUAAAACUUACAAUUUAUAUGUACAUGUUACUUCUUGUGCUAUAAAUAUACGUCACUUCUUCAAUUUUA